GCCACGCGAGAAUAGACAAGUUACAUUUGAUGGAUUCAAAAUUCAAACAUAUAUAUAACAAUUUGUAUCCUACUUACGCCAUAACCAUUAUAAUUUUUACCACAGAAUGUACUCCAAUUUUUAGCAUAGUUUUAAAAUGGAGGCAAUUCAGCUGUUGAAGUUUAUCCUGGACGAUAUACAAGCGAAAGGCGCAGUCGGUACUACGAUAAAUAAUCAAUACCAUCUUGAAAAACUAAUUGGGAAAGGCGGUUUUGGCGCAGCUUAUUUGGCAGUGGAUAAAAAAGCUCCUAAAAAUGCGCCGAAAAAGGUCCUAAAACGUGUUAUGGUCGAAACGGAAAACAUAGGAAACAAGUCGGUAGUUCGAACAGAGGCUGCUUUAUUGGCAAAACUGAGCCAUCCGUACAUUGUAAAGUUCCACGAGAGCUUUUUCGACAAAAAUAUAUUCUGUAUAAUAUCAGAAUAUUGUGAGGGCGGAGACUUAGCAGACCAGAUAGAAAAACUAGAAAAGUCGGACCGUGCGUUUGGGGAUCAAAUGGUUGAAAAGAUUGCUUACCAGCUUUUAUGUGCACUGAAUUAUCUGCACACGAAAAAAGUUUUACACAGAGACUUAAAGCCAGCGAACGUACUUUUAAAAGGCGGAGACGUAAAACUGACCGAUUUUGGCGUCUCCAAAAAGCUGGGCGUACAAGAAUACCUAACUAAAACAUUGACUGGGACUAUUCUAUAUGUGGCGCCUGAGAUUUUAGAAGAGAAGCCAUACAGCACAAAAUGCGACCUUUGGUCCCUUGGUGUUGUUUUCUAUGAGAUAUGUACACUCAAGCACCCAUUUGAAUCCAAUAUAGCAGCUAUUUUAACUGGAAGUUUACCUACGCUGCCCAACCAAGCACACCAAAGAAUUCUGUCAAAGAUGUUGGUGAGACAGACAGAUCAAAGAUGCAAUGCAAUUGACAUUCUAAAGGAUCCAGUGUUUUCUAAUAUAAGGAAAAAUUCUGACAUUGAAGUUCGAAUGGUUCCCCGAGCAGAAGUAAACCUUUUUAAAGGAGACAUUACAAAAGAAAAUGUAGAUGCAAUUGUAAUUGGCGUUGCGAAACAAGAUUUAACAAAUCUUGGAAAUUCUCCAUUGGCUGGCGCUGUUCUAAAAGCAGCAGGAAAAGAGUUGCAGGACGAUUGUAACGCCAGUGCUGCAUCAAAACCAGAUAUGUGGUCAGUUGUUCAAGUCAAUAGCCACCAACUUCCAUGCAUUCGUGUAUACAUUGUACUUAUGGAGCAUUACAAUGAAAACAAUUCUGAAAAAAUCAAAAAAAGCUAUUCCGCGGCAGUAAAAAAAUGCCUUGAAAAUGCAGAGGGAAAUGGUUUUUCAACGAUAUCGUUUUGCGCUAUGGGGGCAGGGGGCAUGGAGUAUCCUAUUGAAGAAAUAGCUCGUUGGAUGCAAGAUGAGUUCAGAGCGUUUCGGACGACUAAUUUAAAGAACAUAAGAUUGGUCAUUUUUCCAACAGACAUAUUUGCUUUACAGGUUAUUUCCUGUGUUUUUAACGAAACUGAGACAACUAUUGGAAAACUAAAAGUGAAAAUUCACUGUGGUGAUGUCAUAAGUGAAGAUUGUGAUGCAAUAAUUGACAGUUGUGAUCCACAGUAUAAAAUGAAUCAAGGGACACUGGCGCCUGCUGUUCGCAGCAGAGGGGGUGCGGUAAUUGCGGCAGAAUUAAGUGCCACCAAAAAAGUUGACGGUGUAGUAGUCACUACCGGUGGUGACAUAACCUUGGUCCAAUACAUACUACAUAUAGCUGUAAACAAAAGCAACUUGGUGGAAAAAUUAGUUGCAGCAUUAAAUGUAGCAGAACAACUGGAAAUGCAUACUGUUGCUAUACCAGCAAUUGGAACAGGUGAUCUUGGGCUUGAAGUUCACAUAUCAGCCAAUUGUAUUCGCCUCGCAAUUGAAAAGUUCUCUCAAAGUUACCCAAAUGCUAAAAACCUGCGUCAAAUUACAGUUGUUGUAUACCAAGCAAUAAUGCUGUCAGAUUUUCAGCAGAUUUUAUGCAAUGCUAUUGACCCAGAACUGCGACAAUUAUUGGAAAAGGGCGGAAACCCCAAAAAAUGCUCAAUUUCAUAAUUUUUAACCAUUUUUUUCGAAUGUAUUGAGAUAUGUUAGCCAUACAUUUAAAAAUAUUAAAAAUUUCUGCUAAAAAUUCUUACCCACAAAGUUAAAUACGGUGCGUUAACCCAUUUUGUUUACCUUUUAAAAACAAUGGUGCAAAAGAAGGCAAGACAAUUUAAGAACCAAAAUAUGUUAAAUUGUGAAAAAUGUACUCAUUAAGUUUAAACAAAAACAGUAUUUAUGUCAGCAUUAGU
Messenger RNA from Ciona intestinalis (vase tunicate), 2349 nucleotides. The record is from RefSeq and is a predicted model, not a curated record. Lineage: Eukaryota; Metazoa; Chordata; Ascidiacea; Phlebobranchia; Cionidae.